This is a messenger RNA of Tupaia belangeri chinensis (Chinese tree shrew), 1467 nucleotides long. It is a transcript of the gene TANGO2, whose product is annotated as transport and golgi organization 2 homolog. The record is from RefSeq and is a predicted model, not a curated record. Bases 457 to 1134 code for a protein of 225 amino acids. Gene Ontology annotation, biological process: protein secretion; Golgi organization. Lineage: Eukaryota; Metazoa; Chordata; Mammalia; Scandentia; Tupaiidae. The transcript is spliced from 7 exons. Gene Ontology annotation, cellular component: Golgi apparatus.
GCCACUUGCUGGCUCCCAUGUUUAGUGUUUUUAUUACCACGAAAAGGGAAACAUUUGGGGCUGAUAGACACGUUUGUUACUGAACUGAACGAGGUACAAACCGGGAGCGCUCACUCAUAGCCUGGAGGGCCAAACUGAUCCACGAGAUGUGUCGAGGUGGCGGCUUAGUAAUGGCGGGCAUCACCCAGGGAUGGCGAGGUCUGGGAACAGCCCAUCCCCAUCCCGUUACGAUUGUAGUGUUGAAAGGUGGGGCUCUGGGGAGGUGAUUAGGGUCAGGGCGGUGACCUGACUGAGUUCUGGUGGGUUUAUAAGGCCGGGAAAGGGGACAGACAUGUCUGCUCUGCUCAAGCUCUCGGCCUCCAUGUGUUGUGAUGCAGUGACAAGACCCUCACCAGAUGCGGCUGCGGAGGCUGGACCUCCAAACUGUGAACUGAAGAAAAACUUUCUUGGCUCGACAUGGAGGAAGGCCGAGAAGGAGGCACGUGGCUGGGCAUCACCACCAGGGGUAAGCUGGCGGCGCUCACCAACUACCUGCAGCCGCGUCUGGACCUCGAGGCGCGAGGCCGAGGUGAGCUCGUGACACAUUUUCUGACCACCGACAUGGACAGCUUGUCCUAUUUGAAGAAGGUCUCCACGGAGGGCCACCUGUACAAUGGCUUCAACCUCAUAGCAGCUGACCUGAGCACAGCAAAGGGAGAUGUGGUCUGCUACUAUGGAAACCGGGGGGAGCCCGAGCCCGUCGUCCUGACGCCAGGGACCUACGGGCUAAGCAAUGCUCUGCUAGAGACACCCUGGAGGAAGCUGUGCUUCGGGAAGCGGCUGUUCCUGGAAGCCGUGGAGCGGAGCCAGGCACUCCCCAAGGAUGCCCUCGUCGCGCAGCUCCUGGACGUGCUCAACAACGAGGAGGCACAGUUGCCGGACCCGGCCAUCGAGGACCAGGGCCGGGAGUAUGUGCAGCCCAUGUUGAGCAAGUAUGCAGCCGUGUGCGUGCGCUGCCCCGACUACGGCACCAGAACCAACACUGUCAUCCUCGUGGACGCCGACGGCCACGUGACCUUCACCGAGCGCAGCAUGCUGGACAAGGACCCCUCCCGCUGGGAGACCAGCACGCAUGAGUUCAUGCUGCAGAGCUAGCCCGCCGGCUCCAGGCGUGGCCAGUGUCCACAGGGAUCAUCCACGGCCACGCCGCACUGCCUGGGACCCGGCCAGCUCCCACCGGACCAGCUCUCCAACCUGUGUCACCUGUCUGCGUCGCCGUGCCAGCUCAGGGACUGCCCUUACGCCCGUGGGGAGGGAUUGAGUCUUGCACUAGUUUUUGUGCAGAUCCCGGUGUGCCAUGCGUGUGCAAAUGCACCUGGACCUGCCCCAGCACACAUGCACAGGUGUACACACGGGCACACACACAGCACACCUACAAGUACAGGGGCACACACACACAGGCAAACGUACAAGUACCUGGGUGCACAU